Messenger RNA from Hyaena hyaena (striped hyena), 1933 nucleotides. It is a transcript of the gene PRR30, whose product is annotated as proline rich 30. Bases 497 to 1711 code for a protein of 404 amino acids. The transcript is spliced from 3 exons. NCBI's taxonomy places the organism in Eukaryota, Metazoa, Chordata, Mammalia, Carnivora, Hyaenidae. The record is from RefSeq and is a predicted model, not a curated record.
CUGUGGUGGAGUCAAGGCCGGAGCUCCCCAGGCCUCCAGCAUAGAGACGGGACCGCAUGGGCCACUUCUGCAAGACACGGGGACGGUUCCCUCAAUUGCUGAAGUACCUUGUGAAACAGAGCCUGGAGGAACCCUCAUUGGUCCUAUGGGUUGUGUUUCCCUCUCUAGCCCACCCAGAUAAUUACUGCUGCUCCUCAGCUCCCAAGAGGCAGCUCUGAUUCUCUGUCCCCGUAUAUGCCUCGUCAAUGGCUGACUGCAAAGUGAGAGGCCAAGUUUAGAUCCAAGCGCCUGCCUGAACUCUCAGAGAGCCUAGUGCUACAGGGCCGCGUGUCUCCCCGUCCUCAACCAACAGCAGCACCGACACCAAGCUGGAGCCACACUUGGGCACAGAAGGCCCUGACUUCUCUGCCAGGUCUGGCUUCAGAGAUACUGUCCUGAUUCUGCUAGGUCUCUAGUCCUUGGUCUUGAGGCCCCAGUCCCUUCUGGAUUCAAGGCAAUGUUGCCUCAAAACAAGGACCAGGUGCUGCAACAGAACACAGCAUCCCCUGGGCGCCCCCCUCAGGGCCCCUCACGACUUGUGGACUUGCCUUCAGGCAACCUACAACCUCUGCCUCCCCAGGCAUCAUUCCCUCCCUCUCACUCCCCUUGCUUCCCUCCCUCACUGUCCCACUCUCCUGUCUCCCCUUUCUACUCCUCUGACACAAAUUCUGAGUUUGUCCCACAUCCCUACUCUUCCUCCCUCCCAAGUUCCCCCACUUUCUUUCAUCAGAAUUACUUCUCUCUCUCCCUCACACACUCUUCCUCUCCCACCCACCAGCUAUACCCGUCUCUUCCUCCUACUCCGUCCUCCUCUCCCUCUCAGCUACAGAAAGCCUCUCUCCCCCAUUCCCACUGCCCAUCUCCUUCCCUCCCAGGGUACCGCCCUAGCUCUACUGUCACCUCCCCGGCCGCCAGCCUGCCUUCUCGUGGGGUUCACUCGAAGAGGCAGACAUGGCCCUGGCAUCAGUACAGGGACACCGGGUCCCCUGGGGUGGUGGGGAGAUGUGUGGCAAGUCAGAGGGACGCUGCAGAGCUCAGGGACCCAGGAGCCCUGGUCCAGGCCCUGGUGGCCCAUCUGGGGCACCGCCGCAUUGCACACGACCUGCGGCUACUGCUUUUGCAGCGCCUCUGGCUAGGCACCACUGGCCAGGCCCCAGUUGUAGAAUAUCCUAUAUGCCUGGUAUGUCUCAAGCCCCGCAGCCCCACGUGCCCCAUCCCCACGUACAAGACUGGACCCCGGCUGCUUGCCUUCCCCCAGCUACUGCCCUGUGCACAGCGCCAGGAAUCCAGACCACUCCGCCUGGGCAUUGGCUUUGGCCUCUGCCUGCCUCGGGGCCAGGCCAGGGCCUUGCAUCUGUUGCCAGAAAGAAGGCCAGAGGAAGUAGGUCCUCAGGGCAAGGCCGCUCAGGCCGGUGGGUAUCAAACCCAGGCGUCCCAGCCUCCAGCAGCUCAAGUACCGGUGGCUCAGGCGCAGGCAGAUCCAGCCCGGGGCCGCUCCUCCCAGACUGGGAGUCUCAGAUCUACAGGCCCUCAGUCACCAAACUCUAUGCACUUUCCAGGGCCUCCGCCUCAGGCACCAAAACAGGCCACUGUCUCCCUGAAGCCCAGGCCUUCCUCUGCCCCAAAGAGGCCUGCCUCUCCAGAGCCCAUUCUCCAAAAAUCGCCACUCUAGUUCCAAAGCCAAGGAGGCUCCCUGGAGCACCUCCUCCGAACCCCACUGACCCCACCAGGUCCCAGAACUCAGGGAGCCCCCGAGACUCCCUGAAGGGCUGGCUGGCGGAAAGUCAGGUGUGUUCUCCAGCCUGGAACCCUGGGAGCCCCUUAUGGAGUCUGCUCUCUCCUGGCUGAAGAGACCCCAUUCAGCGUUAGAGUAUCCAAUAAAGCCUGACCUGCA